AUGCCUCUCUUCUGGAAAACAUUUACCAGGCAUAUGCCUGUAUACAGCUACUAUUAUAAUAAAGACAUUGUAAUACAUUUUAUACUCCGCGACACUCCUCGGCCCGUAUACAGAAACUAUUGUAACAAAGACAUUGUAAUACAGUUUAUAACCAGUGUCACUCCUCGGCCCGUAUACAGAAACUAUUGUAACAAAGACAUUGUAAUACAGUUUAUAACCAGUGUCACUCCGCGGCCCAUAUACAGAAACUAUUGUAACAAAGACAUUGUAAUACAUUUUAUACUCCGCGACACUCCUCGGCCCAUAUACAGAAACUAUUGUAACAAAGACAUUGUAAUACAGUUUAUAACCAGUGUCGCUCCUCGGCCCAUAUACAGAAACUAUUGUAACAAAGACAUUGUAAUACAGUUUAUAUACCGCGACACUCCUCGGCCCAUAUACAGAAACUAUUGUAACAAAGACAUUGUAAUACAGUUUAUAACCAGCGACACUCCUCGGCCCAUAUACAGAAACUAUUGUAACAAAGACAUUGUAAUACAGUUUAUAACCAGUGUCACUCCUCGGCCCGUAUACAGAAACUAUUGUAACAAAGACAUUGUAAUACAGUUUAUACUCCGCGACACUCCGCGGCCCAUAUACAGAAACUAUUGUAACAAAGACAUUGUAAUACAGUUUAUAACCAGUGUCACUCCUCGGCCCAUAUACAGAAACUAUUGUAACAAAGACAUUGUAAUACAGUUUAUACUCCGCGACACUCCUCGGCCCGUAUACAGAAACUAUUGUAACAAAGACAUUGUAAUACAUUUUAUAUACCGCGACACUCCUCGGCCCAUAUACAGAAACUAUUGUAACAAAGACAUUGUAAUACAGUUUAUAACCAGUGUCACUCCUCGGCCCAUAUACAGAAACUAUUGUAACAAAGACAUUGUAAUACAGUUUAUACUCCGCGACACUCCGCGGCCCAUAUACAGAAACUAUUGUAACAAAGACAUUGUAAUACAGUUUAUAACCAGUGUCACUCCUCGGCCCAUAUACAGAAACUAUUGUAACAAAGACAUUGUAAUACAGUUUAUAACCAGUGUCACUCCUCGGCCCGUAUACAGAAACUAUUGUAACAAAGACAUUGUAAUACAGUUUAUAACCAGUGUCACUCCUCGGCCCAUAUACAGAAACUAUUGUAACAAAGACAUUGUAAUACAGUUUAUAACCAGUGUCACUCCUCGGCCCGUAUACAGAAACUAUUGUAACAAAGACAUUUCGACAGAAACAUUUUGA
Pecten maximus is the source of this 1275-nucleotide messenger RNA. RefSeq lists its product as uncharacterized. The record is from RefSeq and is a predicted model, not a curated record. Lineage: Eukaryota; Metazoa; Mollusca; Bivalvia; Pectinida; Pectinidae. The transcript is spliced from 5 exons. The coding region runs from base 1 to 1275 and encodes 424 amino acids.